Saccostrea echinata is the source of this 2412-nucleotide messenger RNA. Its product is annotated as cation-dependent mannose-6-phosphate receptor-like. Gene Ontology annotation, cellular component: endosome; trans-Golgi network; Golgi apparatus. Gene Ontology annotation, biological process: protein targeting to lysosome. Bases 144 to 962 code for a protein of 272 amino acids. The record is from RefSeq and is a predicted model, not a curated record. The transcript is spliced from 7 exons. Gene Ontology annotation, molecular function: protein domain specific binding. Lineage: Eukaryota; Metazoa; Mollusca; Bivalvia; Ostreida; Ostreidae.
ACAAGAUUUCGAAGUCACUGUCACUGCAUGUUGACUGCAGAUAUCUAAUAAUCUUUUCAGAAAAAUACAUGUAUUAAGAAGGUCUCUGUGAUUAACAUCUAAUACAUGUUUUAGGGAGGCAGAAUAGAGGAAAGGAGAGGAAAAUGAUUGGUGCAGACUGUCUAUGGAUAAUGUUAAUAGUGACUGUCCAUUUGGUGGAUGUCUCGCUCUCUGACUGUAAAUUUCCUGUACACAAUACAGACAGAGAUCUACAGAAACGGAUACAACCAUUAGUGGGAAAAACCUUCAGUGGCAAAGAUGCAUCAGAAAAAUAUAAAUAUUUCUUUGGUGUCUGUACGGAAGCUUUGGCUAAAAGCAUGAUUACUGGUGGUGAAACAUACGGGCUGUUACAAAAGAGUGUGGAAACAAACAAGUUUUAUAGAUUAGGAAAAUAUACAAAUACAACAAUCAUAUCAGGAAAUGAUUGGUUGAUCCUGGAGUACUUGGAUGGCGAGCCCUAUCAUUCACACUGUGGUUCCGAGCCUCGCAGGGGUCGUGUCAUGUUAAACUGUGACAGCAGUGUUAGUUUAGGGACUGAGGAACUGAUUGUUUUGGAGGAAGAGAACAACAAAACUCAUGACUGUUUUUAUUUAUUUGAGAUGAAAACCAGUGUAGUGUGCCCCAAAACUCUCAAUAUCAGCCUUAGCCUAAGUGUGGGCACUAUUCUUAUCAUUGUGUUUCUCUGUGUAAUGUCAUUGUAUCUUAUAUUGGGAUGUGCAUACAUGAGGUUUGUUCUUCAUGCCAAAGGAAAAGAACAGUGCCCUAAUUAUGAAUUCUGGCAGGACUUUGGAAAUCUUCAAGCCGAUGGGUGUGAUCUGGUGUGUCGGUCCAAGAAACCCCCCGGGUCCCGGUCAUAUAAAGGCAUUGGUGAUGACCAGUUGGAGGGUGAUGAUGAGAGAGAUGAUCAUCUCUUACCCAUGUGAUGUCCAUUUACUGACCAAGAAUUCACAUAUCUCUUAUGUGUAAAUUGUUUUUGUUUCACACAUUCCCAGGUUUUAAUGCAUUUGAUUUAUUUCUACUAAAUGCAGAAAUUAAGCAUGACAGUUAAAACAUUUAAAAGUUAUUUUAAAAGUGGUUAUUUACAUGUGGGGGAAAUUUACACUGAAUUCACAGGAAGCUUAAAGCCCUGUUAAACUUUUUUGUUUAUGGAAGGGAAAGAAAUAUUUUAUAUACUUUUGAUACAUGGUAACCAUAAAAUUCAGGACCUUGUUUUUUUUUUAUACCCACAUAUUAUGCUUGUGUGUUAAAAAUGUACUUUAUUUACAGCAUAAAUAACCACUCUUACAUUGUUUUGUUGUUUAGUGAAUUAUACCUGUAAAAUACUUUUGAGUUUUUCACUUUGUCAGUCCCUCUCCAAAGUUAAGGCAAUAGCCCAGUAGCUUUUGGUGGUCUAUUGUACAAGAUAUGUUGCAAUUAAGUCCAAAAAAUAUACUAUAAAUAAUAAUAAUGCAAUAUAUAAAAUAAAUGUUUUCAUGAAUAUUUGUAUCACCACGGUUGAUAAAGUAGUUGUAACUAAAUAAGUAUUGUAUCAUAAAUAUGUGUUACAUGUAUAUGUUAAUACUCAGUGUGUGAUUAUUUACAUGUAAUGAGGUUUAUGAAUUCCUUCCAACAACUAAAUCUAAAAAAUCUAAAGACUGGGCAAACAUUUUGAGAUCACUCUUAGGGUACACGUUUUAGACAUUUUUGUGUUUAUGAACAAUCUUAUACAAGAUAAAUUCCAAGUUUUAUAGUUGUGGAAUACAGAUUUUUUUUUGGUUCCAUGAAUUCCUCCAUUUCUUAUAGUUUUCCUGCUACUGUGGAGCAUUCCGUUUUCCAGCAUUCUGUUGACAUGGCUCCAGCAGAUAUACAUGUGUACAGUUCCUACCUGUUUAUCAUUUGAAAUCUGGCAUUUUUGAAUGAAUUCUCAGCAGUGGUGUAGUUUGAAUAAUUGUCCAAAUCAUAAUUUUUUCUUUAUGCUGUGCUUUUGAGUUUAGUGCAAAAAAGUGUGGGAUACAUAUAUUUAAUGAAUGAUGAAGUUGUACAUGGCAUGUUUGGGGUCCAAAAAUUGUAACCCAUCAUCCCCUACCAUGGAAUAAAUGUGUGCAGGUAAAAAGACAUGUGGUGCUUUGAUAGCUUUACACUGCAGCUUCUGUCAACUCAGAUGUGGUUUGUAGAAAAUGAAUAAUUUAUCAUUUCCUCAUGAAUGGAAGCGGUGAACAAAAGUUGUAAGAAUUUUCUCUGUAAAUACUCAUUUAAUUAGUGCUGUGUAAAGAAGUGUGUUUUCUUUAUAUUUUAUUAAAGAAUUGAUGUAGUUUAUAUGUAUGUAUGGAUGUAUAAUUUUGGUCUAAAAACUUGAUUUUUUAAAAACCUAUAAUUAAUAAAUAAGUAAUAUGA